AUGGCCAAGAUAUGUGAAUGGUUAGAACGCGUAACAUUAACAACAGCGAAAUUGCAGAAGACUAUUUCCCCAAAGCCCAGCACAUUGUAUAAAAGAAUAAAUGUUGAAAGAUAUUAUUAUGAAGGGGCUGCCACAUUGUUGGAUUUAGUUCGUCUUGUGGAUACAAGGCGCAAAAAACAUAACAAAAGAUAUUCGUAUAUAUGGAACUGGGAUCACUGGUGUCAUCUCCAACCGAUAAGAGGAUAUUGUAAAAAGUCGCUAAAUAGAUUUUAUUACGAUGCACAGUUAGAUCAGUGUUUGCCAUUUAUAUACACUGGUUGCGAUGGUAACAAAAAUAAUUUUGAAACACGUUUGGAAUGUGAAAGACAUUGUAAAGGAAUUAUUUACAUCAAUGUUAAGCAUCCUACGCAACCAGCGGCUUGUUUUCUACAACCUGACACAGGUUACUGCUUGGCUCUUAUACCUAAGUAA
Vanessa atalanta (red admiral) is the source of this 471-nucleotide messenger RNA. Its product is annotated as tissue factor pathway inhibitor-like. Bases 1 to 471 code for a protein of 156 amino acids. NCBI's taxonomy places the organism in Eukaryota, Metazoa, Arthropoda, Insecta, Lepidoptera, Nymphalidae. The transcript has 5 exons. Gene Ontology annotation, molecular function: serine-type endopeptidase inhibitor activity. The record is from RefSeq and is a predicted model, not a curated record.